AUGCUUGUGGUCGAGAUGAGUGAGUUGAGUAAGCCCAAAGAAGACCUUCAGGACCCAGUUGAGGCCCAGGGCCCAAUGGAGGCACAGCUCUUGGAGGCUGAGGAGGACGAGGCCACAUCCCACUUGGCCUCCUACCUCCCAGCAUCCUCCUCUGCUCCUUUGGAGGCCUUGUCCCCAGAAAUUCUGAAUGAGAUGAUGGCUAACCUGAUGAAGUUCCUGCUCCUCAGUUAUCGAGCCAAGGAGCUGACCUCCCAGGCAGAAAUGCUGAAGGUCUUCAGGGAUAACCAGGAGCACUUCCCAGUGGUCUUCAGGCAAACCUUGCAGUGA
This is a messenger RNA of Rangifer tarandus platyrhynchus (Svalbard reindeer), 327 nucleotides long. The record is from the annotation of a GenBank genome assembly. NCBI's taxonomy places the organism in Eukaryota, Metazoa, Chordata, Mammalia, Artiodactyla, Cervidae.